Hordeum vulgare subsp. vulgare (domesticated barley) is the source of this 1241-nucleotide messenger RNA. Its product is annotated as probable plastid-lipid-associated protein 10, chloroplastic. The coding region runs from base 59 to 901 and encodes 280 amino acids. The record is from RefSeq and is a predicted model, not a curated record. NCBI's taxonomy places the organism in Eukaryota, Viridiplantae, Streptophyta, Magnoliopsida, Poales, Poaceae. The transcript has 8 exons.
GAACUGGCCAGGACCUCGGCGCCUCCGUCCACUCCAGCCACACAGAACGCACACGAAAAUGGCGCUCGCCGCCGCCCCCUCCCGACGGUUCCCCGCCGCUCCUCCCCGGCCAGCACCGCCGUCUCCGCCUCUUCAGAGACGCGCCCACCUCCGUCCUCAGAACCCACGUCGCGGCCCUCGUCCACUCCUCGCCGCCGCGACCGCCGCCCCGCUCACCGCAGCGGACACGGAGGGGCGGAAGCACGAGCUGCUGCGGGCGGUGCAGGAGACGGGGCGCGGCUUGGGGGCCAGCCCCGACCAGCGCGCGGCCAUUGAGGAGGCCAUUGUGUGCGUGGAGGAGCUCGGCGCCGGGGAGGGGACGCCACUGGACCUCGCUGCGCUCGACGGCACCUGGAGGCUGUGCUACACGUCGGCGUCGGACGUGCUCGUGCUGUUCGAGGCGGCGGAGAGGCUCCCUCUCCUGCAGGUAGGGCAAAUAUACCAGAAAUUCGAGUGCAAGGGCCGGUUGGAUGGUGGAAUUGUGCGGAAUGUCGUGCGUUGGAGCAUUGAGAACUUGCUGGAGGAGCAAGAAGGCGCAACACUGAUGGUCUCUGCAAAAUUUGAUGUUCUGUCUAAGCGCAACAUAUUUCUUCAGUUCGAGGAGGUUGCUGUAGAAAAUAUCAAGAUUAGUGAGCAGCUACAAGCACUAAUAGCUCCUGCUAUACUUCCUCGGUCUUUUUUUAGUCUUCAGAUAUUGCAGUUCCUGAAAACUUUCCGAGCUCAAGUUCCUGUUGGUGGUCCUGAAAGACGAUCACCUGGAGGACUAUACUAUCUUUCUUACCUUGACCGUGAUAUGCUCCUGGGGCGUUCAGUUGGUGGUGGUGGAGUUUUUGUUUUCACAAGAGCCCAACCUCUUUUAUGAAGGUUCUCUAAUUUCCAUGGGCGUGUUGUAUAAUAAAACGACGGUUAUAGAUGGGCUUACUUGCAUACAGUAGGUAUAUGUCUACCUUUCAACGCAACACUCCAUGUGCCCUUAUGAAAUCUGAUUAUUAUCCUGUUCUACUUGUGUAUAGCAAUCACCUUCUGCUUCUGUGUGUUAAGAAAGUUUUCUGUUCUUCCAAUAGAAAGCUAAUUAAAAUUGAUGACUUUUAUUCUGUAUAUUAGAAUGUGUUUUGGUUUCUAGUAUUAUCAUAUUUGUAAUUUUCAAUGUAACUAUAUCACUCAGUACCACUGGCGAUAUGUGAUUGCUCAUUGCCUAUUAA